UCUGGGCCUGAAGGCCCUGGUCCGCAUCCACCAGUUCCUGCCUCUUCUCCAAGAGACGCAGCAGUGGCGGUGGGACGUGGUCCACAUUCUGCCCCUGGAUCUUCCUGGAGGGGCUCGAGGAAGAGUGCCAGCCAGUGACGCGGGAUCUGCCGCACGCACAGUCUGGGUUUAAUUGGAAACUAAAAGAGAUGGAAGGGGAUGUUCGCGGCCCCUCCCUUGACUCUGAAAAGGACCCCCAGGGAGGGUGUGACUCUCUCUAGCGACGCCUCCCGCCAUCUCCGAUACUGCUCCGGGAUGGGACAACGAGGUCGGGCCGAGAAGGCGGCGCCGGGAUGACGCCCUCCCCGCCGCGGUACAGCCUCGGAACCUGGACGUCCUCCUGGCCGGAAAGUUUGGGGCUGGGCGCCAUGGCCAAGAGCAGCUCCCUGAAUGUCCGUGUCGUGGAGGGCCGGGCGCUGCCCGCCAAGGACGUGUCUGGGAGCAGUGACCCCUACUGCAUAGUGAAAGUGGACGACGAAGUGGUGGCCAGGACAGCAACCAUCUGGCGAAGCCUGAGCCCCUUCUGGGGGGAGGAGUACACAGUGCACCUGCCCCUGGAUUUCCACCAUCUGGCCUUCUAUGUGCUGGACGAGGAUACCGUGGGGCACGACGACAUCAUAGGCAAGAUCUCACUGAGCAGGGAGGCCAUUACAGCUGACCCCCGAGGAAUUGAUAGCUGGAUCAACCUGAGCCAUGUGGACCCUGAUGCAGAGGUGCAGGGUGAGAUCUGCCUGGCCGUGCAGAUGCUGGAGGAUGUGAGGGGCCGUUGUCUUCGCUGUCACGUGCUCCAGGCCAGGGACCUGGCCCCCCGAGACAUCUCCGGCGCAUCUGACCCAUUUGCACGUGUGUUUUGGGGCAGCCAGAGCUUGGAGACUUCGACCAUCAAGAAGACUCGCUUCCCACACUGGGAUGAGGUGCUGGAGCUGCGGGAGAUGCCAGGUCCCCCAUCCCCGCUGCGGGUGGAGCUCUGGGACUGGGACAUGGUUGGCAAGAAUGACUUCUUGGGCAUGGUGGAGUUCCCCCCGCAGGUCCUACAGCAGAAUCCGCCCAAUGGCUGGUUCCACCUCCUGCCCUUUCCCAGAGCGGAGGAGGAUUCUGGGGGGAGCCUGGGUGCUCUUCGGCUGAAGGUGCGCCUGACCGAGGACCGCGUCCUGCCCUCCCAGUACUACCAGCCACUCAGGGAGUUGCUCAUGGAGUCUGUGCUGGGGCCGGCAGAGGAAGAUGCUGCCAGCCCCCUGGCUGUCCUGGAGGAGCUGACCUCGGGGGACUGCCGCCAGGAGCUUGCCACCAAGCUGGUGAAGCUCUUUCUUGGCCAGGGCCUGGCUGGGCCCUUUCUGGACUAUCUCACCCGGCGUGAGGUGGCACGGACCACUGACCCCAACACCCUCUUCCGUUCUAACUCCCUGGCAUCCAAGUCAAUGGAACAGUUUCUGAAGCUCGUGGGCAUGCCCUACCUGCACGAGGUCCUGAGGCCGGUGAUUAACCGCGUCUUCGAGGAGAAGAAGUACAUGGAGCUGGACCCGUGCAAGAUGGACCUGGGCCGCACCAGGAGAAUCUCCUUCAAGGGUGCGCCCUCCGAGGAGCACGUGCGGGAGGCCAGCCUGGGACUGCUGACGGGCUACCUGGAGCCCAUCGUGGAUACCAUUGUGGGCUCCGUGGGGCGCUGCCCGCCCGCCAUCCGUCUCGCCUUCAAGCAGCUGCGCCAGUGCGUGGAGGAGCGCUUUCCCCAGGCAGAGCACAAGGAUGUGAAGAACCUGGCCAUAAGUGGCUUUCUCUUCCUGCGAUUCUUCGCUCCUGCCAUCCUCACCCCGAAGCUGUUUGACCUUCGGGACCAGCACGCAGAUCCCCAGACCAGACGCUCACUGCUGCUGCUUGCCAAGGCUGUGCAGAGCAUUGGAAACCUGGGCCAGCAGCUGGGCCAGGGCAAGGAGCUGUGGAUGGCCCCCCUACACCCCUUCCUGCUGCAGAGUAUUUCACGUGUGAGAGACUUCCUGGACCAGCUGGUGGAUGUGGAUGGGAAGGAGGAGCCUGGGGGCCCAGCCAGGGCCCUGGUCCCGCCCUCGGUGACCGUUCGAGAAGGCUACCUGCUCAAGCGCAAGGAAGAGCCCGCCGGCCUGGCCACACGCUUUGCGUUCAAGAAGCGCUACUUCCGGCUCAGCGGGGAGAUGCUCUCCUACUCUAGGAGUCCUGAGUGUCAGACGCGAUCCUCCAUGCCGGUGUCGCACAUCCGCGCCGUGGAGCGCGUGGACGAGGGCGCCUUCCAGCUGCCGCACGUGAUGCAGGUGGUGACGCAGGACGGCGCGGGAGCGCUGCACACCACCUACCUCCAGUGCAAGAACGUGAACGAGCUCAACCAGUGGCUAUCGGCCCUGCGCAAGGCCAGCGCCCCCAAUCCGGACAAGCUGGCCGCUUGGCACCCCGGUGCGUUCCGCAGCGCGCACUGGACCUGCUGCCUCCAGGCCGAGCGCUCAGCUGCCGGUUGCAGCCGCACACACUCAGCCGUCACCCUGGGGGACUGGAGUGACCCGCUGGAUCCCGACGCUGAGACCCAAAUGGUGUAUCGGCAGUUGCUUCUAGGGCGGGACCGGCUCAGGAUGAAAUUCCUGGAGGAUUCCACCCUGGAUACGACUCCCGAGGCAGACACAGAGAAGGGCUCCAGUGCCACGGAAGGGGCCUGUCCUGCUGCCCUGGCUCACCAGAGAGAGGCAGCUGCCCGUCUGCUGGAGGUGCUCGCAGACCUGGAUCAAGCCCACGAGGAGUUCCAGCCUCAGGAGCAGCGGAAGGUGGCCCCGGGCCCCCUGAGGCCCUGAGGACACGCCAGAGCCAGCCUGAAAGGAGGCGAAAGGAGCCGGUGGGCCCUUCUCGGCGUCCCCUGGAGUCUCCUCGUGGCUGUCUGGUACCUCGUGGCUGCUGUGGCUUGCAGGCUCCUGGAGAUAUCCUAAUCCCAUGUGUCCUAAGCUGAGGACCCAGGCAUGGAAACCCUUUGGCAGGGGACCAUCCUUGCACUGAAUGAGCCUUACCCUCUGGGUUGAGGCACUCUGGAGUGGAUGGAAUAAGGAACCUGACCCACUUGUCUCAGCCUGAGGUUUCUGCUUCACAGGACUGGCCUCUGCCCACACUGACAUGGCCAGCCUGGCCCUGAGCUGCUGGAUACGGCUGUACCUGAAUCCCUGAUGCCCAUGUGGCCUUGUUGGCCCAGAUAGGCACUAAACAGGCUCAGCCCUUCUGUUUUCAUGUCUGCCAAUCCCUGUAGCCACAUUGAUCCUCCUGAACCCUGUCCUUGGCCGAGAAUCCUAACCACAAGCCUCCAGAAUCAGGUGCCCUCAGGAAUAACUGAGGCCGAGAGCCCAGCGUGCGUGACUCAGACCCUUGGGAGACUUUGGGCCAGGCCCUUUCCCUCUCUUUGAGCCUCAGUUUACCCUGUAUAAAAUGAGGAGGGAGUGA
Molecule: messenger RNA, 3483 nt
Organism: Lagenorhynchus albirostris (white-beaked dolphin)
Lineage: Eukaryota; Metazoa; Chordata; Mammalia; Artiodactyla; Delphinidae
Gene: RASAL1
Product: RAS protein activator like 1
Exons: 23
Coding region: 333-2849 (838 amino acids)
Biological process (GO): cellular response to calcium ion; intracellular signal transduction; regulation of GTPase activity
Molecular function (GO): GTPase activator activity
Source: RefSeq, a predicted model, not a curated record